AUGACUUCCGUUGUACGAGCGGGGCAUCUAGCACCGUAUUUUAAAGCUUCAUCUAGUGUGAUUUCCAAUGGGCUCAAACCUGUGUCGGCCGUCGCCACUCCUGUAGACAAGCUGGUCUCGCAAUCCCUGCCUUACACCUCGACAGUGCAGUCACUCCACGGCUCGUUACCAAUUCAGGGCUUGAAAGUUAGACAAAGUACACAAUCACCAACUCAAGUCCGAUAUGCACACUCGGAUGUUGCAGUCCCCGAUUUCUCUGCGUACCGUCGCAAGGACACCCUGGACCCAACUGUUAAAGCUGAGGAACAUACAGAUGGCCGUAGUUCCUUUACAUACCUCAUUGCUGGCGCGGGCAGUAUGGCGGGCGCGUACGCCGCCAAGUCGGUGGUGACGCAGUUCGUGUCGUCGAUGGCGGCCGCCGCCGACGUGUUGGCGCUGGCCAAGAUCGAGAUCAAGCUCGCGGAGAUCCCCGAGGGAAAGUCUGUGACGUUUAAGUGGCGCGGGAAGCCUCUGUUCAUUCGUCACCGUACGGCCAAGGAGAUCGCCGUCGAGAAGGCAGUGCCUCUGGAGUUGCUACGCGACCCGCAGACCGACGACGCGCGCGCGCAACAGCCCGAGUGGCUCGUCGUACUCGGCGUGUGCACGCACCUGGGAUGCGUGCCGAUCGCCAACGCCGGGGACUUCGGCGGCUACUACUGCCCCUGCCACGGAUCGCAUUACGACGCGUCGGGCCGCAUCCGCAAAGGGCCCGCGCCGCUCAACCUCGAGGUGCCGCCGCACACCUUCGGCGAGGACGGCAUCCUGGUGGUCGGCUGA
Molecule: messenger RNA, 816 nt
Organism: Pieris macdunnoughi
Lineage: Eukaryota; Metazoa; Arthropoda; Insecta; Lepidoptera; Pieridae
Source: the annotation of a GenBank genome assembly